AUGCGCUUCAUCGCCGUCGUCGCCGUUCUCUUUGCCGGCCUCGCUGCCGCGCAGCCCGUCGAGGACGGAGACUCACUGGUUGCCCGAGCUUGCAAGCACGAGGCCUGUGCCAACGCAUGCUGUGUGUCGCACGGUGGAUGCAACUCUUUGAACUGCGGCACCUCCUACUGCUCGGGCGGAAAGUGCCACUGCGACUGCCACUACGGCUAA
Molecule: messenger RNA, 210 nt
Organism: Purpureocillium lilacinum
Lineage: Eukaryota; Fungi; Ascomycota; Sordariomycetes; Hypocreales; Ophiocordycipitaceae
Source: RefSeq, a predicted model, not a curated record